This is a messenger RNA of Asparagus officinalis (garden asparagus), 724 nucleotides long. RefSeq lists its product as uncharacterized. The record is from RefSeq and is a predicted model, not a curated record. The transcript has 4 exons. Lineage: Eukaryota; Viridiplantae; Streptophyta; Magnoliopsida; Asparagales; Asparagaceae. The coding region runs from base 26 to 724 and encodes 232 amino acids.
GUGUUUGGGAUUUUUUACUAUUUAGAUGAGUAGAGUUGAGUAUUCUGCUUCCAACGAAGAACACAAUAUAGAAGAGAGUACAGGGGAAUUUGAUGGCACUCAUGAUGAUAAUGGUCAAACGCAAAAGAAAAGAGGGCGUGGUUAUGACAAGCCAAAGUGGGGAAAAUCUGGCAAGGAGUCUAUUGCAUUCACAGAGGAUGGAUUGUGCGUUGACCCCAAGGAUGCCCAACUGUCUAGGUACUUAGGUAGCCUAGCAAAAAAUUCAAGGUUUCUUCCCCUCAAGCCUAUAGAUUGGCGGUUGCAUGAUGAUACUACCAUGGAUCAUGUGUGGAAAACAAUAUAUGAUACCAUAGAUUGGCGGCCUGAAGAUGUUCCCAAUAUUCCUAAAAUCCGGCUUGUAAUGUUGCAGAUUGUCUGUGAUAGGUGCAGAAACUAUAAGGCAAGUUUAAAAGCUAAGUAUUACACUCCCUAUGUUGGUUUGCCAGAACGAUUCUUGUGUGGAGAUGAUCGUGUAGAUCGCGACCAAUGGCGGGCAAUGGUUAACUAUUGGGACACUGAUCCAAAAAAUAAAAUGUACUUCUUUAGUUCUACUUAUGCCCAUCAGAUUCACUUUGACAUAGUCUUACCCAUCGUAAUGUGUUUACUUCUUACUUAUGUGUCAGUAAUGCCGUUUUGUUUUCUUGAAGAUAUAUCACCUUGUCAGGUUUCCUUUUAUUCACCUUAG